AUGGUCAAAGCAGUAGAUCCAACAAUCAGCAUCAGGGUUCUGCAAGGUGUGGAGAAUCACUUCAAUUAUAAGGCAUCCUACAGAAAAAUUUUCCUUGCAAAGCAGAGAGUCAUUGCUAGAAUAUAUGGCGAUUGGGAAGAGUCAUACAACGAGUUUUCUCGUUGGUUAUUCACUAUGCAGAUCCUUGACCUAAUUCAGUUGACACGGUCAUGUUUCAUUGGAUUUUUUUGGACAUUUCCACUGUGUAUUGAGGCUUUUAAGCAUUGCAAGUCACUUAUUUUCAUCGAUAUCACUCACUUAUAUGGUAAAUACGGAGAAACAUUACUGAUGACUAUUGCUCAAGAUGACAAUGCAAACAUCUUACCUAUUGCAUUUGCCAUUGUUAAGGGUGAGAUGAAAGAGGCUUGGUCAUUCUUUCUUACGUAUCUGUGGCAGCAUGUCAAACCACAACUAGGCAUCUUAGUGAUUUCAGACAGACACAAAUCAAUUGAUGCUGCGUUGAACGUCGAGGGAAGAUUAUGGAAACCACUUCAUGCCUUUCAGGCAUUUUGUACAAGGCACAUUGCUACCAACUUCAUGACUCACUUCAAAAAUAAGGACUUGAAGAAGGUUCGGUAUGCGGAUGAGGGUCAUCAGUUUGGUCACAUGAUGACAAACACCUCAGAGUGCAUUAACAAUGUCAUGAAGGGUUCUCGGAAUUUUUUCAUCACGGCUCUUGUUAAGUCAAGUUAUUUCCGUUUGGGUGAACUUUUUGCUAGGAAUGAUUCAGAGGCCCUUGCCCAACUUCAAGUCGGUGCUGAAUUCUCACAAACGUUGAUGAAGUUUGAUCGGUCGAGGACUACCUUCACGGUUGGAGAGUUAGCGGCAGUGCCUGAGUCCAGGCAACAGAAUUACCAAAUGCUACUUGAUGAGGGUAAGUGUGAUUGUUGGUAUUUUCAGGCUCCUCAUAUUCUUCGCUAUUGCGUUCUUGCAGCUUGCUCUCAUGCACGACUUGAUUGGUAUAAAUUUGGUAGCGUUGGUUGA
Messenger RNA from Arachis stenosperma, 1023 nucleotides. RefSeq lists its product as uncharacterized. Lineage: Eukaryota; Viridiplantae; Streptophyta; Magnoliopsida; Fabales; Fabaceae. The record is from RefSeq and is a predicted model, not a curated record. The transcript has 4 exons. The coding region runs from base 1 to 1023 and encodes 340 amino acids.